CACGGCGUAAACCAUCUCUCUUAACGUGACAGUUCCGUGGCGGUCAGUUGCGGCCGGCGAAGUGAAAUGAGGACCCGCGUUCACCGUUGCCUCGAGAGGUUCUUCUUGUGAUCAGUUUUUUUUUUUUUUCUUUCUUUCUGAGUGAGACCAUGCCAUGCAGCGCGAUCGUGUUCGUCGAUUGACGGUUCGAUCCCACGCGAGGACACGAACAUUCGCGCGAAUGGAUCCAGGGACGGUACAGUGACGUUCGUUCCAUCUCUCCGAACGUUGGACGUCCACGAGAUCGUGGACGAUAUGUUGACACGCUGUUUUUUGUUUUCACACUGACCGAGUGCGGAAACCUCGAGGACACUCCGUAGAUCACCGUAGUUGGUACUUUUGUUUCGUUGUGCUCGAUCGAGAGAAACGAGUGUGAAGUUGUGUACAGAAAUUUCUUGGAACAUUAGGAGAAACCACCGUUUGAACGUGCAGUCGAAUAGAAAAGCUCGCGAAACUUUCUUGCGAAGAGAAACAGGUCUGAGAGAAACACUCUGUCUGUGAAUUCGCGCGAGGGAAUUACACACGACCGAUUGGCGGACGUAGCGUCGAGUGACUAGCAGCAGGAGGAGGGUGGAGGGGGACGGAGGAGCCAAGGGGCCGUGAUAUGUUUCCUUCGUCAGCGGCGAUGCUGAAGAAUCUGCAACAAAGUGCAAUGACCUCGCCCUUUUUGAUGGAGAACUUGCUCCAGAGCAAGGCGUCGCCCGGUGCGGACCUCACCAGCUUGACCUUGAACUGGGCGGCGAGUCUGGUAGCGAGACAGCGUGAACGGGAAUGCGAGGCGAGCCUGAGGAUCACCAGAGAGAAAGUCUCGCCGUCGAGCGCGAAUCAGGAUCAGCUGGAUCAGCGAUCGGCCACCGGCGCACGUGGCGCGGAUCGUGCAAGCACGAUGAUCGACUGCAGGGACCAUCAACGAGGAUCCUCGGUGAGGAUCGUCGACCGACAGAACGAUCGUAUGCACAUUCUACGGGAGAAGGACGGGAUGGAGAGGGGCCAGAUCACGUACGUGGACGUGGACAACGAGAGGAUCGACGGCCAUGUAAUCGUGGAUCGUCUCUGCGCGAUGGAGAGGCUCUGCAACGAGAGGAUCGAGAACCGAUCGAGCUCCGCGGUGGACUCGUGCAACUCGAACGUCGACGAGGAUCCGACCAGCAUCGAGAUGGACGGUGGGCUUCAAGGCGAGAGGGAAAAGGACGACGGGAUUCUAGGAGGUGGUGAACGCGUGACGGCGUUACAGCCGGACAGGCGGUACGACCUUGGAUGCAGAAACGUCAUGCACACGUCCGAUGAGAUGACGAUUCAAGGGGAGAGAGAGGUGGCGGUCGAGCGUGUCGUCGACAGGAUAGGCGAGAGAACGACCGCCUGUUCCUGCGGCGACGAGCAGUGCUUAGGACCCGCAUGCAGGACCAUCCAGGAGAAGGAGAAGCCGCAGCUCAAGUUCAGCGUCAACGCUAUACUCGGCGGUAAUCAUGACAGGCGACCGCAUUCGGAGAAUUUUCAAGGACUUCCGCCGGAAGCGAUACCGGCCUUCCUGCAAAAUCUGCAAAACUCGGCGAGCUACAACAUCGCGAAACCGAUCGCCAGACCGGCGGCUUAUCAUCCUUAUCACAGGCCGAGCCAUCAACCGCCUCAGCGCCAUUUGCCCCCGAAUGCGCAUCACACGUUGCAACAAUUGUUCUACAGGGGACCCUACCUAACAGUGGCGAGUUCCGGAACCGGAGGUCAUCAUCCCGGCGCUCCAGGUGGCGGGACAGCGUUUCCAGGCGCGAUUCAAGGCGGGCUGGGCGAUUUCACCAGCACCGGCCUGGUAUUCCCGUGGGCGACGAACGCGCGCGGAAAGCCUCGCCGUGGAAUGAUGAGACGAGCGGUUUUCUCGGAUCUUCAGCGACGCGGCCUUGAAAAGAGGUUUCAGAUACAAAAGUACAUCAGCAAGCCGGACCGUAAGAAACUGGCUGAGAAGCUCGGUCUGAAGGAUUCUCAGGUAAGUGGCAGAUCGUUCUUUCAAAAAAUUAUAUCAUCUUUGUCGUAAAAAAA
Molecule: messenger RNA, 2070 nt
Organism: Frieseomelitta varia
Lineage: Eukaryota; Metazoa; Arthropoda; Insecta; Hymenoptera; Apidae
Gene: Dbx
Exons: 3
Coding region: 644-2065 (473 amino acids)
Biological process (GO): regulation of transcription by RNA polymerase II
Molecular function (GO): DNA binding
Source: RefSeq, a predicted model, not a curated record